Messenger RNA from Vanderwaltozyma polyspora DSM 70294, 1299 nucleotides. RefSeq names its product phosphatidic acid-binding protein CHM7 (gene CHM7). The transcript has a single exon. Gene Ontology annotation, cellular component: multivesicular body; cytoplasmic side of plasma membrane; ESCRT III complex. Gene Ontology annotation, biological process: late endosome to vacuole transport via multivesicular body sorting pathway; vesicle budding from membrane. The record is from RefSeq and is a predicted model, not a curated record. Bases 1 to 1299 code for a protein of 432 amino acids. Lineage: Eukaryota; Fungi; Ascomycota; Saccharomycetes; Saccharomycetales; Saccharomycetaceae.
AUGGGACUACCGAAAUCAAGGUUGGCAUCACUUUAUAAGGAUUUUACACCUUUAAAAGAAUUGAAUCCCGAUGGAUAUGUUGCUAACAUCAAUACUUGGGUUAAAUAUCUACAUGAGAAUUAUUUAAGUGAUACAAGAAACGUUGUUUUACAUAUUGGCACGCAAUUUCUACAAUGCCUUAGUGAUGCAUCUCAUGGAACACCUAGUAGCAUUGAUUUAGUGAUUGAUAAACUGGUCGAAGAUGGUGUAUUGAUCCCAUAUAAUGAAUUUACUAGCGGAAGUAUUGGAUUAGGUGUUAGUACUAGUAUGUUUUCUUGGCUUACCAACAGAUUUGGAAUGUCAUCAAGAUUUACUAGCAGGAAAUCGAAUAAUGAGAUGGGAUAUUUAAAAGACAUGGAUUUAAUUAUAAAGGAAAAUUUAAUUAAUAAUUAUAGUUUGAUUAUUGAUGAGAUAAAUAGCAAUAUAUUAGUGCAUGUCACAGGUAUAUCAGAUCUUGUCUUUUCAAGGGAACAGUUUAUUCAAAGAGCAGGCGUCUCAAAAUAUCUUAACCUUGAUAGUUAUGAUGCAAUGCUAUUAUAUUUAAAAGAUUAUAAAAAAGUGAUUGCAUAUUCAGAUAAUGUAGUUAAAAUAAUAAAUUGUCCUUUUAUAAAGUCUUCCGCGUCCUUUCCCCAAGAUAUUACAGAUAAUGAUGUUGCUAUUGUUAAUAUUAAAACCAAUAUAAGCAACAUUAGCCAAAGAAUUAAACAAAUGGAAGAUAAAAUAAGGUAUUAUAAUCAAAAAUUAACUGUGAAAGCAACUAAAAGAGAAGUGUUGAAGGAAUAUCUGAGAGCCAAGAUGAUUAUAGAGAAACAUUUAUUAACUUUAUUAAAAUUCCAAAAUAAUUUGAUAGAGGUUAAGCAUCAGAUUGAUUUAUCUGCUACUAAUGCAACCCUUGUUGAAACACUAUCGAGAAGUGUGGAUGUAAUGAGGUCAUUAAAUGAAUAUGCAGGAUCGACUGAAGGAGUAGAACAAUUGUUAGAUGCUAUUGAAAACGAAAAGUUGAAAUCGAAUAAGAUUGGCGAUUUAUUGUCUUCAAUUGGUUACAAUGAAGAAGAUGAAGAUGUGGAAGAAUUAGAUAAGGAACUAGAGAAAUUAACUCUUGAAUCUGAUAUAGCAGAAAAUGUUGAUAAAGAGAAAGAAAAUAAGGAUAAACAACUCGAUAAAUUAAGAGACUUAAUUUCAGUAAGUUCUGAACUGAAAAAGCAUGAAAACACCAAUACAGAAAAAAGUUCAGAUAAUGCAAUGUUGAUAGAAGAAUAG